This is a messenger RNA of Toxoplasma gondii ME49, 1696 nucleotides long. RefSeq names its product membrane protein, putative. The transcript has 4 exons. The coding region runs from base 462 to 848 and encodes 128 amino acids. The record is from RefSeq and is a predicted model, not a curated record. Lineage: Eukaryota; Apicomplexa; Conoidasida; Eucoccidiorida; Sarcocystidae.
GAGACAGUCGACGUCUGAAUUUCUGUGUUGGCCGAACGCCACCAGCAGAGUGUUUCGCUGUAUCUUUUCCGGAGCGUGUCUCGUGCGCUGUUCUGUUUUUCUGGUGUCUUCCCAAAGUGAAAUUGUCUGUUUCUUCGCUCCCGCGAUCUCUGCGCCCCUGUAGUCUCCACGACAGGCGGUUUGUCGCGAGUUGUGUGACCUGCGGUCAGCGAAGCAAAUGCCGGCACACCAAUCAGAAGGAAUCUUCACUUCGACUCUGCUUUUCGGAAUCCCCGAAAAUUCCGCAAACUACCAUUGUGUCUGUGAGCAGCGUCGGGUUCCUAGUCCACUGUUUUCUUUCUCUCCAGUCGCCAGGAAGUAACGAACACGCGCCAGCUGAACGUGGGUUCGCGGAGUCUGCGUGACGGUUUGUGUGUCUCUCGCACUUUCUUUUCUUUCUAGUUUUCCACCGUUUCGACAAAAUGUCCUGGGCUACGAGACUUCUCCGCAUGUCGAGCCCGCGGCUCGGGCUGCUGCCACUGGGGAGGAGCGUCAAACUCGGCGGCGCCAAAGAGAGAGUUUCCUUCUCCCAGUUUUUCGACUCGGAAUAUUUCUGGACGAAGGCCAACGUCGGACCCUUCUUCCUCUUUCUGUUCACGUCUCCUUUCUGGUACCAAGGAAUCAAGACUGUUUACGCAUCCUGCCGCUACCGGAAGCUGAAUGAGAGAGAGAUCAUCUCGGAUCGCUACACUUGGCUUCACGAACGCAUGCUGGAAGAUGAGGUCGAACGCGUCCUGCUCGAACAAGUGCCUGCCGGAGGUUUUGAUAAGACCCGGCCCGGACUUCUGCUGGGACCGUCGACCUUGUAGACUAGAACUAAGCGUCGCGUUUUUAUGCUGAGCCACAAUGUACACACGCGCAUCCCGCUGUUUGCGUCGACGCUUCGUUUCGGAUAUCCAUGGUUGCCCUUUUUCGAAACGUACACCUCACUUUGUGUGACGCAGGCGCUUGAGUGCAAGCAGCGCGUUCUCCGCUAUUCCCUGACACUUAGUUAGUGCGUUAUUCCUAAUCUGAUAGUUCCUGUCGUCUGGGCAGAAACCCGAAAUCGUGGGUGAAGAAGGGAUGCUGCUGUGUCUGUUCUUGGCUCAGUUCUCUAGUUCACGCGCUUAUGCAGCUGUACAUCUGUUUUUGUGCAUAUUAUACCCAACAGCGAAUUUCAUCUGCUUCCUUAUGCCCUCCUUCAGUGCCCUGUUCGAUAGAGCCUGCCCCGGUCACGGCGGUAGCGCCGCGACACCGGGGAAGAAAUGAACAACAACCUGAAGAAGCUCCGAAGUUUGUGACUCGCGCAAGAACACACCAGGAAACGACUGGACGCAAUAGUCAUUAGAAUGUUUAGAGCGUACGCAGGAAAAGGAAGGGGAUCUUUUAAAGGCUAGAUCGCCCAGCAACAGCGAGACAGAGGCCUAAAAGGUGAUACCCAUCAUUUUUCUCGUAUUCUCUUGGGAUCGCGAUGAAACCAGCGCACUCGUCACCGUCCUUCACCUCUCAAAACCGGCCAAGUCACAAGGGAGCACGACCACCGCUCCCAAUGAUGGCCCAUGCGUCAGGCUUUACAACAACAGAAGGAAAAAGGUGAUAUGGUUGUCGUUCGACACAUGGGGGCAGACAUAUCAGGAAAGCUUUUCACUCUCUCGAGCUCCCGCAGAUAGUAAACCCG